AGAGAGCUUGGCGGGUGGCGGAGUACGCAUGCGUGGAUUUAUUCCGCCGCCUUUGCUCUCCAGGCUCCAGCUUGCAGCUGUGCUUGGUAAAGCGGGCUUAGAAGAUCCCUCUUGGGCUGGGGAUGAUGGAACUCCCUCCCUCCCUUCCCCGACUCUUUCCAGACACAUCCACUCUAGGACUCACUCCACAGGGCACAAGUUGCAAGUACUGUGGUCAGAGAAGAGCCUGGAGUCAUCUACCCUACCUCCCCUCCAACAUGCCAAAAGCCACAGCAAAAUCAAAAUGAAGACUCUGAGUAGAAAGCAGCCAGCAGUGCAGUCCCAGAGCUCUGGAGAGAUGGCAAACCAAGCAAAGAAUCCGCGAGGGCCGCGGAGAAGGGAGCAAGUGCACCAUGGGAAGAUGCAGGCCAAGCUCCGGCUGAUGCGGUCGAUGCUUCGAAAUCAGCGGACCUCACUCCAGGAGCUCUACAGCCACGAGAGCUUCCUCAGCAAGCUCAACCAGGAGCUGAUCAAGUCCAUCCAGGACAUGGAGGACAGCAUGGCCCUGAGCGUGCGCACAAUGCUGCAGCAGCAGGGCAUUCUCGGGAAUGUCAUCGACAUCUUGGAGUACUCAAACAAGAAGCGUGUGGAGCAGCUGAGGUCUGAGCUCCAGGAGUGGAAAGAAAAGGAGGAGAACAAAACGAACAGCCUGCAGCGGGAGGUUGAACAGCUGCAUGCUGAGAUCCUAAAGGCCCACGAGGAGGUGAGUUUCCUGAGCACCUACAUGGACCACGAGUAUCCCGUCAGGUCGGUCCAGAUCGCCAAUCACAUACGCCAGGUGCAGCAGGCAAAGGACAGUCAGCAGGACGAGCUGGACAACCUUAAGGAGAUGCGUGACAUGGUCCUGGGGGGUUUCUCCGACAUGAUUCAGGAGAAGAAGAAGAAAAUCCUGAGGUCUCUGGUGGUGAAAACCCAGCAACCCUAUGAGGAGGUACUUACGCUGAAGACACAGGAUAGCCGGCGCCUGCAGAGGUGCACAGUCUGGUUCAGAGAGGGGAUUCCUGCUGGCCUGGACCUUGCCUCGCUGGCCACCAUUGCAGGCCGUGACCCAUUAGCUUCUUCACAUGUCCCCUGCUCUACGCUAGCUGCUUCCCUUUACCCUCUGGGCCAUGAUCAGAGUUAGGGGACGAGGCUCCGCCCUCUCCGAGUGAGUAUCCAUCAGUUUUCAAGUCGAGGUCCCCAUCUCCACCAGUCCCUUUUUCUCACGUUGUGUGUCCCACCUCUUUGUCACCUGCCUCCAUUCUUCACUGUCCCUUCACCUCACUUGAAAGGCCCAUUCCUGGUCCUAAACCCAGCACGCCAUAGUGACAAGGCCCAUACCAUCUUCCCAGACACCUUCUUUUUGAGUGUUGUCCCUUUUCCCCAGGCUCGGACUUCACACUUCCUUUCUGUGUCUC
Molecule: messenger RNA, 1436 nt
Organism: Microtus ochrogaster (prairie vole)
Lineage: Eukaryota; Metazoa; Chordata; Mammalia; Rodentia; Cricetidae
Gene: C10H20orf96
Product: linkage group 8 C20orf96 homolog
Exons: 9
Coding region: 29-1162 (377 amino acids)
Source: RefSeq, a predicted model, not a curated record